This is a messenger RNA of Asparagus officinalis (garden asparagus), 1491 nucleotides long. RefSeq names its product choline/ethanolaminephosphotransferase 2-like. Lineage: Eukaryota; Viridiplantae; Streptophyta; Magnoliopsida; Asparagales; Asparagaceae. Gene Ontology annotation, cellular component: membrane. Gene Ontology annotation, biological process: phospholipid biosynthetic process. The transcript has 17 exons. Bases 16 to 1068 code for a protein of 350 amino acids. The record is from RefSeq and is a predicted model, not a curated record. Gene Ontology annotation, molecular function: phosphotransferase activity, for other substituted phosphate groups.
UGGAUUUCUUGCCGAAUGCUGGGCAUAACCUUCAGUCCAAAUAUGAUCACACUAAUGGGUUUCAUUUUCUUGGUCAUAUCAGCAUUUCUUGGUUAUAUAUAUUCACCUCAUUUAGAUACAGCUCCUCCGAGAUGGGUCCAUUUGGCCCAUGGAUUGCUUCUUUUUCUCUAUCAGACCUUUGAUGCUGUUGAUGGUAAGCAAGCAAGGCGUACAAGUUCCUCAAGUCCACUAGGAGAGCUCUUUGAUCAUGGAUGUGACGCGCUUGCAUGUACUUUUGAAACCUUGGCCUUUGGAAGUACUGCAAUGUGCGGAAGGAGUACUUUUUGGUUUUGGGUAAUUUCGGCUGUCCCAUUCUAUUUGGCGACAUGGGAACACUUCUUCACCAAUACGCUUAUUCUUCCUGUAGUAAAUGGACCCACAGAAGGCUUGAUGCUUAUCUAUGUUUGCCAUUUUCUGACAUUUUUUCUAGGUGCUGACUGGUGGGCACAAGAUUUUAGAAAAUCUAUGCCCCUCUUAAGUUGGAUUCCUUUUAUUCCUGAACUCCCAUUCUAUGGCGUUGUCAUAUUUUUGAUGACAGUUUUUGCAGUACUGCCGACAGUUUGGUCCAACAUUAGCAAUGUACAUAAGGUUGUUGAGGCUAGCAAAGGAAGCAUGUUGAUGGCAUUAGCCAUGCUCUUUCCUUUUGGGGUUCUUUUGGCUGGAGUACUUGUCUGGUCUUUUCUAUCUCCAUCCGACAUUAUGAGGAAUCACCCUCACCUGGUUAUUAUUGGAACUGGAUUUGCAUUUGGGUUCCUUGUGGGUAGGAUGAUUCUUGCUCACUUAUGUGAUGAACCCAAGGGUUUGAAAACUGGGAUGUGUAUGUCCCUGUUGUAUCUUCCUCUUGCCAUUGCAAAUGCCCUCACUGCUCGCCUCAUGGAUGGAGUUCCUCUUGUUGAUGAAUAUUUUGUUCUUCUCCUGUACUGCAUUUUCACAGUUGGACUCUACCUGCACUUUGCCACAUCAGUCAUUCAAGAAAUUACUCAUGCAUUGGGCAUCUGCUGCUUCAGGAUAACCAGAAAAGAAGCUUAAACAUUUUACAUUGGUGCACUUAUUUUGUACGCUCACAAAUUUGAUAUAUUCAUUAGUGGCCUUGACGCAAGGAAAAUGCCUGCCUCUUACCUUUCUUUUUUUCAAAAUUUCCCCUAAUAUAUUUCAAGGGUUUGUUGGGGAUUUUGUGUAAAAUUAGAAUAAUAUAUAAUUUUAUUGAUGUGAGAAAUAUGAUUGUAUUAUGUAUCAGAGGUGGCUCCUUGUAUCCUACUUAUUUGCAAAUAACAUUUGUGCUUAUUGUACAAAUCAUAUUUUGUUCUCAUUGCUAUUCUGGGGAUAUACGGGGAAAUUAUGUAAUAAAGCUAAUGUAUCCAUACAUAGGUGACGUACUAUAAUUAUUCAGUUAUGUAUUUUACCUCAACCCUUUGAUUUUAAAUGCCAUAUAUAAACAUCAGUUUGUGUAAA